Molecule: messenger RNA, 498 nt
Organism: Ipomoea triloba (trilobed morning glory)
Lineage: Eukaryota; Viridiplantae; Streptophyta; Magnoliopsida; Solanales; Convolvulaceae
Product: basic form of pathogenesis-related protein 1-like
Exons: 4
Coding region: 1-498 (165 amino acids)
Cellular component (GO): extracellular region
Source: RefSeq, a predicted model, not a curated record
AUGGAAGCAAAUCAAACAAUGGAGCCAUUAGCUAUGGAGCUAUGGAGAUUUGUCGAAUUUGUGGGCGACGAAAAGUUGGCUGUUGGCAGAAAGAUUGGGAUUUGGGAAUAUGGGAAAUGGGAAAUUCUUAACAAACAAGUUGGUGCUCCACCGGUUAAGUGGAACACCACCUUAGCAGACUUCGCUGAAUCCUAUGCCACCAAGAGGUCUGCUGACUGUGCGGCGCAGCACUCACAAGGGUCAUAUGGAGAAAACAUCGCAAUGGCUUCUGCCGAAUUGUCUCCGGCGGAUUCCGUGAAGUUGUGGAUGGAUGAGAAGAAAUACUAUGACCAGGCGUCGAAUUCUUGCACUGGCGGAGAGUGCCACCAUUAUACGCAGGUGGUUUGGCGUGACACCACGAGUAUUGGCUGUGCUAGGGCUACGUGCAAAACUGGUUGGAUGUUUGUCACCUGCAACUAUUACCCUCCAGGCAACUAUGUGGGCGAACGUCCAUAUUAA